AUGGUUAAGUUAGUUAGCAACAAAAGAGCUAAUGUCCAAAUCACAAAGUACUUCUUCAUGUCACAUUUGAACACCAUAGCUCCGAAAGUCACCACUCUCAACCACCUCAAACAACUCCAAGCACAGAUCAUUUGCACCUCCCUCCACCACCAAAACCAGUGGUUGGCACUGCUCAUCAGCCUAUGCAAGCGCCUCCACGCACCACCACCCUACACCCGUCUCAUUUUCAACUUGGCCCACCAACCCAAUGUCUUUGUCUUCAAAAACUUACUCAAAUAUUACUCCCAAUUGGGUUCCCACAAUGACGUGAUCACCCUCUAUAACCAAACUCAAAAAUGUGAUACCAAGACCGAUGCAUCUGUAUACCCAAUAGUGAUCAAAUCGGCUGGUAAUGCCGGCAUUGUGUUCCAUGCUCAUUUGUUGAAAAUGGGUCACUGUUGUGACUGUUAUGUACGCAAUUCAAUCAUGGAUAUGUAUGCAAAAUAUGGUCCUAUUGAGACUGCUCGUGAACUGUUUGAUGAAAUGUGUGAUAGGAAUGUUGUGGAUUGGAAUUCGAUGAUAUCGGGGUACUGGAAGUGGGGAAAUGAAAUUGAAGCGCGGAGACUGUUUAGUAUUAUGCCUGAGAGGAAUGUGAUCUCUUGGACAGCGAUGGUUAGUGGGUAUUCAAGAAUCAAAGAUUUGGAGAGUGCGAGGAGAUAUUUUUAUGAAAUGCCUGAGAAAAGUGUCGUGUCAUGGAAUGCAAUGCUAUCGGGUUAUGCCCAGAACGGGUUUCCUGAAGAGGCUAUAAAUGUUUUCGAUGAAAUGAUGAAUGCUGGAGUUAAGCCUGAUGAGACAACUUUGGUUGCUGUCAUUUCCGCUUGUUCAUUGCAUGGUGAUCCUCGCCUCGCAGAAUCACUUGUUAAAAUGAUUGAUGAGAAGGGUAUCAGGCUGAAUUAUUUUGUCAAGACAGCACUUCUUGACAUGUAUGCAAAGUGUGGAAGCAUUGUGGUUGCUAGAAAGAUUUUUGAUGAGUUGGGUGCAUAUAGGAAUUCUGUCACAUGGAAUGCAAUGAUUUCGGCGUAUGCACGGGUUGGAGAUCUGAGUUCGGCCAGAGAGCUCUUUGAUAGGAUGCCCGAAAAGAAUGUUGUCUCGUGGAACUCAAUGAUAGCUGGUUAUGCUCAAAAUGGGCAAUCAGCAAUGGCUAUUGAGGUGUUCAAAGAAAUGAUCACAACCAAGGACUCAAAACCUGAUGAGGUGACUAUGGUGAGUGUAACUUCGGCUUGCGGCCAUCUAGGGGCUUUGGAAUUGGGCAAUUGGGCUGCAAAAAUCCUGACUGAAAAUCAUAUUAAGUUGAGCAUUUCUGGAUACAACUCUUUGAUUUUCAUGUACUCAAAGUGUGGAAGCAUGAAAGAUGCUAAGAAAAUUUUCCAAGAUAUGAAAACAAGAGAUGUGAUUUCUUACAACACUUUAAUCACAGGGUUUGCAGCUUAUGGCCAUGGCCUGGAAGCAGUUGAACUAAUGUGCAAAAUGGAAGAAGAAAGUAUUGAACCAGACCGCAUAACACUUAUUGGUGUUCUAACAGCUUGCAGCCAUGCAGGCCUACUAGAAGAAGGCAAAAAGGUCUUUGAAUCUAUCAAAGCUCCAGAAACAGAUCAUUAUGCUUGCAUGGUUGAUUUGUUAGGUCGGGUAGGUAAACUCGACGAAGCAAAGAGUUUGAUUGAAGAAAUGCCAAUGCAUCCUCACGCAGGAAUUUAUGGGUCACUCCUGAAUGCUAGUCGAGUUCACAAGAGAGUUGAUCUUGGGGAACUUGCUGCAAACAAGCUCUUUGAGAUAGAACCAGAAAAUUCAGGAAAUUAUGUUUUACUUUCAAAUUUAUAUGCUUCGCUAGGGAGAUGGGAAGAUGUCAACAGGGUCAGAGGGGCAAUGAGAAAAGGGGGAGUGAAGAAGACUACUGGAUGGAGUUGGGUGGAAUAUGGUGGUAAGAUGCAUAAGUUCAUCGUAGGUGAUCAGUCACAUGAACGAUCAGAAGAUAUUUAUAGAAUAUUGGCAGAAAUGAAAAAGAAGAUGAGGAUUUCCGGAUACAUAGCUGAUAAGAGCUGUGUGUUGAGAGACGUUGAGGAGGAAGAGAAGGAAGACAUGGUUAGCACUCAUAGUGAGAAAUUGGCCAUUGCGUUUGCUCUUCUCGUUAGUGAAGCAGGAGAAGUGAUUAGGGUGGUGAAGAAUCUAAGGGUAUGCUGGGAUUGCCAUCUGGCAAUAAAGAUGGUAUCAAUGUUGGAGGGGAGGGAGAUCAUUGUGAGGGAUAACAAUAGAUUUCACUGUUUCAACAAUGGGGUGUGCUCUUGCAAGGACAAUUGCUUCAAGUUACCUGGUGGAGAUGGCGGCAUGUCUAGAUGCUCUGUGGUGGGCUGUGCGAGAGGGCUGGACUUCUUGGUGUGGCAUCAGACAUUCUGCGACUAG
Ilex paraguariensis (yerba mate) is the source of this 2436-nucleotide messenger RNA. The record is from the annotation of a GenBank genome assembly. Lineage: Eukaryota; Viridiplantae; Streptophyta; Magnoliopsida; Aquifoliales; Aquifoliaceae.